AUGGAAAAGGCCGACUCCGACGAGGUCUCCCCGGCGGAUCCACCUGCGCCGACGCCGGAUCCACCACCUUCGCGGCAGAGCAUGGCGACCCGGCUGGUAUCGGGGUUGGCAGCGGGCCGCACAAGGCAAGCCGCCACGAGGCUGGCCGCCGACCGGUUAGGCCUGGCCGUCGGCCGGCAUGUGGGCAAAACAACGCCGCCUAGGGCGCCGGGGCGGCCGAAGCAAGGCACCGCGAGCACCAUGAUUGAGAGGAAUGACCGAGGCGCCGAAAGCAGAGCCUUGCCGCCGGCCGCAUUUUGCAGACUUCCGGGGCAACUGCUGGCCAGGAUUCGGAGGGGAAUGACUCGCUCGGAGGAUAGAACAAAUUUCAAUGAUUUUGUAGAAUCAGUGGUACAGAAAUAUCCUCCAGGCUAUAUGGAAGUAGCUCAUGUUCAGUACUAUGAUGAAUUUCUAAAAACCUUCCCUAAAAUAAAAUCCGACCAAGAUUUGAUGUCUAUGUUUAGUAAGCAAUGCAAGAGCAAGGUUAUCAUCAUGUUCAUUGUAUAUCGAGGCCCUUCUGAUCCAUAUGAGCCAAUCACAAAGUGGGAUUUUAAUGAUAGCCAACCCAUAAACAACAUAGAGCCUGAUGAGGAUGAUUAUCUUAGGAACCCUGCACCACAGAAUGAACAUGUAGGUGUAGAUGAAGAGGCAAUGUACUUGAAGAUUGUACCACAGAAUGCACUUUAG
Miscanthus lutarioriparius is the source of this 726-nucleotide messenger RNA. Lineage: Eukaryota; Viridiplantae; Streptophyta; Magnoliopsida; Poales; Poaceae. The record is from the annotation of a GenBank genome assembly.